CACCUCAACUCAACUCUUCUAUUGUCCUCUCAAACUCAAAUACCACUUUUGUUUUAUUCUUUUCUCUUUUUACACUCUUUCCACUUUCAACCACCAUGGUUAGAGAACAAAAAGUUCUUGAUCUAUGCAUAACUGUUCCCACCUUCUUCAAAUGCCCAAUCUCACUAGAUGUAAUGAAAUCCCCUGUUAGUCUCUGUACCGGAAUCACCUACGACCGUUCCAGCAUCCAACGGUGGUUAGACGAUGGCAAUAACACGUGUCCCGCUACCAUGCAAACUCUCCACAGUAAAGAUAUUGUUCCUAACCGUACUCUACAUAGUCUAAUCCAGAUCUGGACCGAUUCGGUUCAUCACCGGGUUAACCCGCCCGUUUCACCUUCAAAAGAACAAGUCCUUCAAGCCAUCACUGAAUUAACUGAUUCCAACGGUUUAAAUUUAAACCGGUUCGGUUUAAUCACAAAAGUGAACCGUUUCGCUCAAGAUUCCGAUCAGAACAAAGGUUUUUUAGCGAAAUUAGACGGUUUCGUUGCUUUGAUGGUUAGUUUACUUGACAAUGUCGACGGAAGCGUGGAAUUUCUUGAACAAAUUUUAACGGCGUUAGGUUUUGUUCUUGAAAAAAUCGAAGAUCGUGAAGAAUUGAAAAAUCGUUUGUUGAAAGGAAAUAACAAAAAAUGCUUAGAUUCUUUCGUUCUCGUUUUGCAACGAGGAAGUAACAAUUCGAGAAUCGCAGCUGCGAGAGUUUUGAAAUUCAUCGCUAUAGACGCUGAAUCAGAGCUUCUAAUCGGUGAGAAUGAAGCUUUGAUAACCGAAUUGUUGAAUUUAUCAACGCCGGAGAAAGAGAAAGAUCCAAAGCUGAUUGAGAAUUGCUUAGCGUGCUUAGUAUCGAUUUCAAAACCGAAACGGAACAAGAUGAAGCUGGUGAAAAUCGGAGCAAUGAAGAUUCUAUCGAAGUUACUAACGGAAUCGAAUAUAAGCGUUGCGGUUGUGGAAAAGGCGUUGAAGUUAGUUGAAACGGCGUCGUCGACGAGUGAAGGAAGAAAAGAGAUUUGUGAAGACGCAACUUGCGUGGCGGCGAUAUUGAAUAAAGUUUUGAAAGUAUCUAACGUUGCGACGGAACACAGCGUAACGACGCUGUGGAGUGUUUGUUAUUUGUUUCGCGAUCAGAAAGCGCAAGAAGCGGUUACGCAAGCGAAUGGAUUAACGAAGAUUUUGUUGCUAAUACAGAGUAAUUGUUCGCCACAUGUUCGACAAAUGUGUAUGGAUUUGCUUAAGAUUUUUCGGGUUAAUUCUAAAUCAUGUCUUUCAAGUUAUGAUACUAAGACUUCUCAUAUUAUGCCAUUUUGAUGAUCCAUUUUUUAUGGAGGCAUAUAUUUUAGUGGUUUUUUUGUUUUUCUAUUUUAAGAAAAAGAAAAUAUUGUGUUGUGUACAUGUAAAUGGAAAAGAAAUUUUGUUAGUCAAAAGAGACAAAAAGAAUAAAGUGGCAAAUUAUUGCUAGAAA
Messenger RNA from Trifolium pratense (red clover), 1497 nucleotides. RefSeq names its product U-box domain-containing protein 27-like. The coding region runs from base 96 to 1343 and encodes 415 amino acids. Gene Ontology annotation, molecular function: ubiquitin protein ligase activity. Gene Ontology annotation, biological process: protein ubiquitination. NCBI's taxonomy places the organism in Eukaryota, Viridiplantae, Streptophyta, Magnoliopsida, Fabales, Fabaceae. The transcript has a single exon. The record is from RefSeq and is a predicted model, not a curated record.